CACACACACGCGCGCGCGCGCUCAGAACUUGUUGCGCCGCGGAGGAACAGAAGCGACUCGUUCGGAGAGUCCGAGGAGAAACUCAAAGAGCAAAUCCGCUAAACUCCAGACUGAAGCGAUCCUCGGCGGUUUGAGAUCAGGAUGUGUGUGAAGUGAGCUCUGCUCGUGUGGAGCUGGAGUUUCUCUGACGAGCAUCAUCAUGUCUGGCUCAGUCCAGCUCUGCUUCUCUCGGACUGAUCUCUCUCUCGUGGGAAGUUCUGAUCGUCAGUGAAGAAGAGUCGAGAUUGGUGGAGAUUCUGCAGAAGACUGAGAUGAUGAUGAUGAUGAUGGUGGUGGUGGUGGUGGUUAGUUGGGGAGCUUUUCUCCAGACCUGCUUGAUAAUGAUGGUGAGAGCAAACCAGCAGAACCCCAGAGAGACCAGCUGCAACCUCAACACUAAACAAAGCGAGCUCAACUCCUUCCUGUGGACGAUAAAGCGAGAGCCGCCCUCGUACUUCUACGGCACCAUUCACGUCCCGUACACACGCGUCUGGGACUUCAUCCCGGAGAACUCCAAGCAGGCGUUCCAGGAGAGCAGCAUGGUGUGGUUCGAGCUGGACCUGACCGACCCGUACACCAUCUCAGCUCUGAGCAGCUGUCAGCUCCUUCCACAGGGACAGAACCUGCAGGACCUGCUGCCCUCAGACAUCUACCUGCGGCUCAAGACUCACCUGGAGUACAUCAAGCUCAUGCUGCCGUCCUGGAUGACCCCGGACCAGCGCGGCAAGGGCCUGUACGCAGACUACCUGUUCAACGCCAUCGCCGGGAACUGGGAGCGCAAGCGGCCCGUGUGGGUGAUGCUGAUGGUCAACUCUCUGACCGAGGCGGACAUCAAGACGCGUGGCGUCCCUGUGCUGGACCUGUAUCUGGCGCAGGAGGCUCAGAGGAUGAGGAAGAGGACGGGAGCCGUGGAGAAGGUGGAGGAGCAGUGCCAUCCUCUGAACGGACUCAGCUUCUCUCAGGUGAUCUUUGCUCUGAAUCAGACGCUCCUGCAGCAGGAGAGUCUCCGCGCCGGGGGCCUGCAGAUGCCCUUCACCACAGAGCACCUGAUCAAACACUACAACUGUGGAGACCUCAACUCCAUCAUCUUCAGCCACGACACCUCGCAGGUGCCGAGCUUCAAGAACGUGACGCUGCCGGCGAGCGAGCAGGUGACGGCGCAGGAGAUCGAGCACUACUUCAGACAGGAGCUGAUCUACAAGCGUAACGAGCGCAUGGGCCGGCGCGUCCGAGCGCUGCUGGAGGAGCAUCCCCACAAGAGCUUCUUCUUCGCCUUCGGAGCAGGUCACUUUCUGGGAAACAACUCUGUGAUUGACGUCCUGCGGCGUGAAGGUUAUGAGGUGGAGCACACACCUGCUGGACAGACGCUACACAGUGUGUCGGAGCGUGAGCCGCUGGAGCCGUUCCUCCACGAGAGUCGUGAGCUUCAGGAAGACGAGGAACCAAAUCUCCUGCAGUUCCUGGAGAAGAAGCACAAGCUGAAGAAGAAGCAGCGCAUCAAGCAGAAGAAGCAGCUCCAUCGCAAGUUCAACGACCUCUGGGUGCGGAUGGAGGACAGUGUGACAGCCGAGGCUCCGCCUCCUGUCGUCCGCAUCAUCAACGGUUACAUCCCAGUCCAGACACACCCACAGGAGCACGGCAGAGCCAAUCAGCACAGGACGUUCUCAGGCUCCUCCCCCUGGAGCCCCGCCCUCACUGGGACAGCUCUGUGUGUUCAGAUCCUGCUGCUGAUGCUCUCAUGACGUCUGAUGAGUUUAACCCCGAACCUCCCGGAGACUCUGAGCUUCAUGAUGGACCAAUCGUACACUUCACUUCGGCUCUUGAAGAAUCACUUCCUUGCAAAUAAGAUGUAUUAUAGAUGUAAUUUAGAGUUUUGAAUAAAGCAUUUGUUUGUUCACUUAUUAUAUAAAUAUAUAAAGAAGAGUCAUUAUAUUUUUGAGACUAAAUCAGCUACUAACGGCUUAACUUACCCCGAUCAUGAGUUUCUAUUUGUACAACAUCAGAAAUCAGAUCCCUUCCACUUUCAGUUCAGUUACAUCUUUUUUUUUUUUUUACAUAAAAACAGAUUUACAAGUGAUUUGUGCAGAAGGCAGUUUCACGCCGUUGAGUUUCUUCUGUCUACUUCAUGCAUUUGAUGAUUGUUUAAAAUGUCAUGUUUAUGACAUAGAAAUGAGUAAUUUAAUUUAUUGAAUAGAUAGUUUUAGUUGAUCUAAAUGUGUUUAUGUGAUUGUUUCUGACAGAAUGAUGCAAUGUUUAUAAUAUCUGGUGUUUGUGACGUAACAGUAAUUAUGUUUGUUUAUGACGUUACAAGAAAUAAAGUAUUUAUCUAGUUCCAGGUUCUCCAAAGGAGAGAUGAACACAGAUGUUGUGUUCUCAGUUUCUGAACAGAAGCAGUGUGUUUCAGGAGGGAUCUGAUCUCCUGGCUCUCCUCACAGUAAAUGAACACUGAUACCUGCACCUCGUCCUCAUCCUCCUCAUCCUCAUCCUCAUCCUCAGAGGAGGCUUCGAGCUGAGCUUCAGGUCUCCAGAUCCAGCACUGAGAUGUUUGAACUCAUCCGGUUCUUCUUGAACAAACGACUGGCGCCGCGACUCGUUGGAAGAGAUCUUUUAUUAUGCUCUUUAAAAUAAAUCAUGAGACCAAUUUAUGACUUUGAAUGGGAUGGUUUCUUUUUGGUUGCCAAUGAAUGUGUGAAAGGAUUUUUCUUUGUAAAUCAUUCGUCACUAAAAACAAUAUUGUGGUUAUUACCAUAGUUGGGUUGUGCUCUAAUGGCUGUCAAAAACAAACCGAAUACAGUUAUUAGGAGAAUAUGUGAAUGCUCAUCUUCUGAGAAUGUGUGUGUCUGGCUCUAGUAAACCUUUAGUCCAGUCCCAAUCUCUGCUGUCAGGGAUCAUUUAUAAUUAGCACACCGUUUAGAUUGGUGUAUGAAUCUGGACAGUGUUAGGGAAAGUUAGAAGCUUACUUUUAAAUGUAAUGCAUUACAUAUUGCAUUUCACCCUUAAAAAGUAACUAAUUGCAAUACUUUGCUACUUUUUAUGGAAAGUAAUGUGUUAUGUUGCUUUUGAGUUACUUUGUAAAAUCUGGGCAGGACUUGCUUAAUUAUUUUUAAUAUAAAAAAGUUAAAACGCUCCACUGUUGUGUGGCUUUUUAUAGAAAUAAAAAUGAUUUAGCUGGAAAAUGCAUGCUUACAAUUCUGAACGGAAAGCAUCUGCUCUGUCUGUGACUUUAAAUGCAGACCUUGAGCCAAAAACUCAUUUUAUGUGCAAGUCAUUUUUGCAUUUGUGAAGAUCAUUUGAUGCUGAUUCUUUUGGUUGGAUUAUUGUGAUUCACAUCAAACAGAUCUUUGGGAAACAGAACAAAGCUGGGGUCAUUCAUCUGACGGACAGAAACAUCUGUAUGUUCAAACGCACAUGUGUGUGAAGCAGGUGCACCAGAUCAAAGCAGAAAUAUUAAUAAUCAGCAUCUGCAUCAUUGAUUUAUUUUGUCUGUACAAUGGAAGUCAAAAUGGUCUGGUUACCAACAUUCAUUCAUGUUCUUGUGUUUCGUAGAAGGAAGACAGUCAUAAGGGUUUGGAACGGCAUCAGAGGGAGAUUGGCAAAAAUACAAAUAUAUUCCAGCCAAAAUAUAUUUAUGUUGCAAACAGUGAACCUCAAUCAAAUCUACUUUUCAGAUUGGAAAUACAUUUCCAGUUGUGCCACAUUUUGGAUAAAUGCAGAUGUAUAACUAGAUAUAUAAUGAUUUUUAAAAAAUAUAUUUUUAUAUACUGUAUUAUUAUUAUAAUUUUUUUUCAAAGUAUAUUCCUUGCUGAUUUUCAUCAUGUGUGUUAUAUGUAGAAAUGUUCAAGUGUGACAUAUCUGAAUGAGUUUAGGACUGAUAUAUAUGGA
Carassius gibelio (silver crucian carp) is the source of this 3921-nucleotide messenger RNA. It is a transcript of the gene trabd2a, whose product is annotated as TraB domain containing 2A. The record is from RefSeq and is a predicted model, not a curated record. Gene Ontology annotation, biological process: negative regulation of Wnt signaling pathway. Gene Ontology annotation, molecular function: metalloendopeptidase activity. Gene Ontology annotation, cellular component: membrane. Lineage: Eukaryota; Metazoa; Chordata; Actinopteri; Cypriniformes; Cyprinidae.